UCCUUUCUUCUUCUGUUGAUCUUCUUGCGCCCAAUUCUGAGCCUCUUGGAUCUCUUGCUUGCAGCGGAGGCGUUCAAUCCUUGGCGGCCCUCUGCCGAAACCCAACCUCGAUUUUGGGUAUCGCUGACUUUGGGGAUUUAGGGUCAGGGUUGGGCUUUAUCUUUUGAUGUUGGGUGGGUGGUUUGCCGGUCCCGUGGCGGCUGUUUCCUCCUCCGACAUGGAGAUGGACUCGCUUCCCAAUGGGAACAGCAACUCUGGCGAUACCUCUCCGGCGGCAGCCGUGCCGCCGCCACCCACGACGGGGAAGGCGAACCAGCUAGCGGAGUCGUUGAAGCUCGAGCAUCAGUUCGUCCGCGUCCCAUUUGAGCACCUGAAGAAGACGAUGCGGGCCAACCACCGCGUGGUUGAGAAGGAGAUGGGUGCAGUGAUAUCGGGAGUGGCGGAGGCAGCGGCUGGCGAGAUGUCGAAGGAGGAGGCUGUGCGACAUCUCACAUCCCUUGUUUUCCGGCUGCAGGGCCUCAAGCGGAAGCUGGAAGAGAGCAACAAAACCGAGCAGCUGCAAGCCCAAAGAUGUCGAACCCGGUUGGAUUACUUAGAUAGCUUAGAACUUGAAAAUCAGUAUGAGUGGAACAACACAAGGGUUAAACGAAUUUUGGUGGACUACAUGCUGCGUAUGUCGUAUUAUAACACUGCUGCACAAUUGGCAGAAAAAACUAAUCUACAGGAUCUUGUGGACAUAGACAUCUUUUUGGAGGCGAAGAAGGUGAUAGAUGCACUGCAAAAUAAGGAAGUUGGUCCUGCUUUAGCUUGGUGUGCUGAAAAUAAAUCUAAGCUGAAGAAAUCUAAGAGCAAAUUUGAAUUCCAACUGAGGCUUCAAGAGUUUAUAGAGCUUGUACGAGCUGAAAAGAAUAUGCGAGCAGUUAUGUAUUCUAGGAAGUACCUCUCCGCUUGGGGAGCCACUCACAUGAAGGAACUUCAACGCGUCAUGGCCACUCUGGCUUUCAAGAGUACUACUGAAUGUGCAACAUACAAGGUGUUGUUCGACCCAAAGCAAUGGGACUAUUUAGUUGAGCAGUUCAAGCAAGAGUUUUACAAGCUAUACGGCAUGACUCUGGAACCAUUGUUGAAUAUUUUCUUGCAGGCUGGCCUCUCAUCGCUUAAAACACCGUUUUGUUAUGAAGAAGACUGCACCAAGGAAGAUCCUCUAUCUCAAGAGACCUUCCGAAAGCUUGCACAGCCACUGCCUUUCUCAAAGCAGCAUCAUUCUAAGCUUGUUUGCUACAUCUCCAAAGAGCUAAUGGAUGCCGACAAUCCACCUCUUGUUCUACCGAAUGGAUAUGUUUAUAGUACAAAGGCUCUCGAAGAUAUGGCCAAGAAAAAUGGUGGCAGGAUUACAUGUCCAAGAACUAGUCUGGUUUAUAACUUUUCCGAACUUGCAAAGGUCUUCAUUUCAUAGCAUACAACGGCCCGUCAUGCAAGUUCUGCAUUGUUGCCUCUAGCAAUGUGUUUAUCUUCCCCAACCCCAUUGCCCUGUAAAGUUGGCUAUGUAAAUUAUGUAUUACAUGGUUCGAUGGCACCAGCUGAGAUCAAUCUCUACCCCACAGCAGAUGAUGCAGCAACUUGUAUUCCAAAAUUUAUGACUUUAAGAAAAUUACGAUAUCCUUCACUUCCUGCAUAUCAAACUUGCACUGCAUCUUAUUUUUUUGUUCAAUUCUUUUAAUUACUGGUGCUGGAAGAGAUUGGUUGUGCCACAUUCUGUUCUAUUUGAGCUUCAGUAUUACUCUGUUUUCAUUGUGUG
Molecule: messenger RNA, 1798 nt
Organism: Nymphaea colorata (pocket water lily)
Lineage: Eukaryota; Viridiplantae; Streptophyta; Magnoliopsida; Nymphaeales; Nymphaeaceae
Product: protein MAEA homolog
Exons: 7
Coding region: 167-1456 (429 amino acids)
Biological process (GO): proteasome-mediated ubiquitin-dependent protein catabolic process
Cellular component (GO): cytoplasm; GID complex; nucleus
Molecular function (GO): protein binding; ubiquitin protein ligase activity
Source: RefSeq, a predicted model, not a curated record